UGGCAUGGCAACGUGUGCUUCGGUGCGUUCAGAUGUAAAUGGUUUUUCCAACAGUGAACUUUCGGAACGUUUCUGUGAGAAGAAGAUGACCAACAAUCCGAGAAGAAAGUUGAUCUAUUGCUCAUUGAUGUUCAUAACAUCAUCAAGUGAAUGCAUUCCGCUAUUUACAUAAUAAUCAGGAAAUCAUUAAUAUUAAUAUCCAUGUGCAACUGGGACCUUCUGUUUUGUUAACUAUAAUUGUGCUGCUAACGUAUCACUCCCUGUGCCAGCGAUGGAAGGUUUCGACGCAAUAUACUAUGAAGAUGAGGAGGAGAUCUCUGAAGAAGUUGAGCCCACUGAUGUUACCCUAGUGCCAGAUCCAGUUGUUAUACGUGGAGCAGGCAAUAUGACUGUGUUUGGUCUUAGCAACAGAUUUAGCCCUGAGUUCCCGAGUGGAUUAGUUUCAAGGGUGGCGCCAGAGGAAUUUAAGGAAACUGUGUUAAGAAUUAAUAGUGUGCUAAAGAAAACGCUACCAGUCAAUGUGAAAUGGCUAUUUUGUGGAUGCUUGUGCUGUUGCUGCACAUUCGGUUGCUCACUCUGGCCUGUUAUUUGUCUCAGCAAAAGGACACAACAUUCAUUAAACAAAUUAUUAGAAUGGGAAAACAGCUAUUUAUACCAUAAGCUUGGACUGCACUGGAGACUAUCUAAGCAACAGUGCGAUUCAUCUUCAAUGAUGGAAUAUGUCAUACUAAUAGAAUUCUUACCAAAAAUACCAAUCUACAGACCAGAUUAACAGUUCAAUUUACACUUUUGGUUUUUUUGUACAUAUUCGCUAUUUUUAGUUAGUAAUGGCUUUUAUGAAAUUCUUAUCUACACAUCUUGAUGUAUAUAAGGUAAAUGUGAUAACUAAAACUAAUAUAUAUAUGAAUCUAUGUACAUCUAUAUACAUACGAUAUAUCUAUAUAUAUUCUUCAGUUAUGUGCUAUAACUGGAUUUUGUUGGCAACUAUUUUCAUUGAGUUAAUUAAGUUUAGUUAUAUAUAGGUAAAAAGUUAUUCCAUAUAUGUGCAAUAUAUUUUGUAGUACAAUUUAUCAAAUUCAGCUUGCAUACAAUAUCAGAAGAAAUUAAUUAAUUGUUUGUCCUCUGUAAAUAUUUGUUUGUUACGCGCAACCAAGAUUUAAUUGUUACCAUAUUUAUUGAAACAUAUAGAGAAAAGUUAAAAAAAAACAUA
Messenger RNA from Nicrophorus vespilloides, 1210 nucleotides. RefSeq names its product cysteine-rich hydrophobic domain-containing protein 2. The record is from RefSeq and is a predicted model, not a curated record. Lineage: Eukaryota; Metazoa; Arthropoda; Insecta; Coleoptera; Silphidae. The coding region runs from base 272 to 772 and encodes 166 amino acids. The transcript has 4 exons.